CCAAUGGGACGGCGCGUUGGUGCGGCGCGUCGCCAGGGCCAGGGCUGCGCCGGAGUGGAGCCGGAGCCGGAGUGAGUGGAGAACAUGUCAACAUCAGAUACAUCAAAUGGUCCAGGACAACCAGCAUCUUUUGGAAAUGCCCCUCCCAUGAUUCCACCACCAUUUAUGGGACCGCCAGGUAUGCCACCACCUUUUCCACCCAUGGGCAUGCCACCUAUUGUCCAGAGACCACCGAAUAUGCCACCGUUGCCACCGGGUAUGAUGCCACCAAUGAUUCCUCCAAUGGGUGGACCACCAAUGGGACAGAUGCCAGCAAUGAUGCCCCCUCUGAUGGCAGGAAUGAUGAUGUCUCGUAUGCCAGCUGCCCCCAUACAAGCAAGUGCACCUCCGAAACAGUACAUCUUCAGGCCAGGAGUAAGCACCACUGUGGCAGAAGUACCAACAGCUCCAACCACUAUUGUUCAGGCUGCAAAUCCCACGGUUUCUAGUGGUCAACAGAUUACAGCUGCAAAUGAAUCAUCAGGCGAAGAGCUGCCCAAGAAGAAGUCCGUUUGGACCGAACACAAAUCUCCAGAUGGACGGACCUAUUUCUAUAACUCUGAAACAAAGCAAUCCACAUGGGAGAAGCCAGAUGAGUUGAAGUCACAUGCAGAGCAAUUGCUGUCACAAUGUCCAUGGAAAGAAUACAAGUCUGACACAGGGAAGCCCUAUUAUUAUAAUUCUCAAACAAAAGAAUCACGAUGGACUAAACCUAAAGAGUUGGAAGAACUGGAAGAUAUGAUCAAGGCUGAAGAAGAAAAUGGAGUGAAGGAUGCUACAGUAUCCACUGCAACUGCCUCUGUUCAAGAAGCAACAACGACUACCCCAGUGGAAGUUAUCGAGAAUGAAGUCACGACUACUGAUGAAAACGAAAAGCAGCAAACAGUAGCUGUGGAACAGCCUGAGGCCGAGCCUGUAGAAGUUACAUCCCAGCCAGUCGAAGAAAUAUCGAAGCAGGAAGUUCAAGAGAAUGAUGUUCCUAAAAAAGAGGAGGAGGUGAAGAAAGAGCCAGUCAGGAAAACGUAUACCUGGAACACAAAGGAGGAAGCAAAACAAGCAUUCAAAGAACUGUUGAAAGAAAAGGGUGUUCUGUCAAAUGCAUCAUGGGAGCAAGCAAUGAAAAUGAUUAUAAAUGACCCUAGGUAUAGUGCUUUACCAAAGCUCAGUGAGAAGAAGCAAGCAUUUAAUGCCUACAAAAUACAGACGGAGAAAGAAGAGAAGGAAGAAGCCAGACUCCGCUACAAGGAGGCAAAAGAAAACUUCCAGCGAUUCCUUGAAAACCAUGAAAAAAUGACAUCCACAACCAGAUAUAGAAAAGCUGAACAAAUGUUUGGAGAAACUGAAGUAUGGACUGCGGUUCCAGAGCGUGACCGGCAGGAAAUCUAUGAAGAUGUUUUGUUUUUCCUGGCUAAAAAAGAAAAGGAACAAGCAAGGCAGCUUCGGAAAAGAAAUACUCAGGCACUAAAGAACAUACUUGACAACAUGGCAAAUGUCACUUACAGCACUACAUGGUCAGAAGCACAACAGUACCUGAUGGAUAAUCCAAAUUUUGCAGAAGAUGAAGAGCUACAAAAUAUGGAUAAGGAAGAUGCACUUGUUUGUUUUGAAGAGCAUAUCAGAGCAUUAGAGAAAGAGGAAGAGGAGGAGAAGCAACGAGGAUUGCUUAGAGAGAGGAGAAGGCAGCGUAAAAAUAGAGAAGCAUUUCAGAUAUUCUUAGAUGAAUUGCAUGAAAGUGGACAUUUGCAUUCAAUGUCAACUUGGAUGGAAUUGUAUCCUGCGAUCAGUGCUGAUAUUAGAUUUUCCAAAAUGUUAGGACAACCUGAAAUGUCAUUUUUAGGAUCUACCCCACUUGAUCUCUUCAAAUUUUAUGUAGAAGAUCUAAAGGCACGCUUCCAUGAUGAGAAGAAGAUAAUAAAAGAUAUUUUAAAGGAUAAAGGAUUUGUUGUAGAAGUAAAUACAACUUUUGAAGAAUUUGGUACAGUCAUUAGUUCAGACAAACGAGCUGCCACACUUGAUGCUGGUAAUAUUAAACUCACCUUUAACAGUUUAUUAGAAAAAGCGGAAGCUAGAGAACGUGAAAGAGAGAAAGAAGAAGCCAGGAAAUUAAAGCGUAAAGAAACUGCUUUCAAGAGUAUGUUAAAACAAGCAACACCUCCUCUUGAACCAGAAUCAAAUUGGGAUGAGGUCCGAGAGAGAUUUGUAAAUGAGUCUUCUUUCGAAGACAUUACGGUAGAAUCUGAACGAAAACGACUUUUCAAGGAAUUUUUACAGGUUCUUGAGCACGAAUGCCAGCAUCAUCAUUCAAAGAGCAAAAAACAUUCCAAGAAAUCUAAAAAACAUCACAGGAAGCAUUCUCGCUCUCGCUCCGGCUCUGAAUCAGAAGAUGAAGAUUAUCACCAUUCAAAGAAAAAAAAGCGGUCACAUUCAAAGUCUCCUUCUGACCGAUCGUCUAGUGAAGAAUCAGAGCGGAGUUAUAAAAAGUCUAAAAAGCACAAGAAAAAGGGCAAGAAGAGAAGGCGCAAGUCUGUGACUCCUGAAUCUGAAGGGGAGCGAGAACGAGAGCGCGAUCGGGAUCGUGACCGGGAAAGGGAAAGAGAUCGGGAUAGAAGAGACAAAGAAAGGAAUAGGGAUGAUGAGAAAGAACGAAACAGACAUAGAUCGCAAUCAAAACAUAAAUCACCCAGAAAACCUACUAACAAAGAUACGGUGGGAAUGCAAAGGGAAGAUGUUUGUCGCCUCGAUGGGAAAAAUGCAAACUGGGAAACCUCUGACAGUGAGCUAAGUGAAGGGGAGCUGGAGAAACGAAGGCGGACUCUCCUGCAACAACUCGACGAUGACCAAUAAUUGAACACGUCCAUGUUUGAAUCAUUCAAGUCAAAGGUUGGGUGAGGGCAGUCUCUUAAAACUCAAGAGGAUUAAAUGUAAUUCCCAAAGCUUUGACACUUGUUGUAAUUUUUACAGGGGAUAUGAUGAUUUGUGAAACCAAUAUAGAUCCCUCAAACUCUCUUUAAAUAUGUGAGCAACAGUGUUUCCUUAUUAUGUAGAUAAAUCCUUCUGAUUCCAAGAUCUGCCAGCUUACGUUUGGGUAAAUAUCAUGCUACAGUACUCGAUACUCAUCAUGGGUCUUUAAAGCUAACCCAUGGUUUCUUGAAGGAGCACUUGUAUCUUAAUUAACGCGUAGAAGCUGAGAAGUCACUUCUGGCGUGUUUCUCUAUCCAACAGCCUAAGCUUCAGAUGCCAGGAACCGUGAGCAGUUCAUGUCUGCUUUUGGAAAGUUGAAGAUAAGACGAUGCCCAGAGUUUGCCCUGAAAUUGUUCUGCUUGCUUCACUUUCAAACACUGGGAAGUAGCCAAUAAAAAUGGAAUUUUGUGGUUUUGUUUAAAUUUUCUUUUGCCGUCGUACAUUAUGAUAGUAACAAGAAUCUUAGGUAAUCAAUAAGGACAUAGUUGAACUGGUCGUGGCUUGGAAGACAGCAUGACUUUCCCAAUGUUCGACAUGUGAGCUACCUGCUAUUUCUGACACAAGUAGUUUUUUUGCAACAAAGCUAGCUGUGUUGAGACCUGGGAUGUUUGAGAUGCCCUUUAAAAUGUCUGGCCAAGAUACAUAACUGAAUAUAUUAAACUGUAAAGAACAUUAGAUAGAUGUGCCAUUAAACCGUAGCAAGAUUUUCAUUUUGCUAUAAGUAAUCCAAAACUGGAUUUAUUCUGGAAUUCUUGGCAGCUUCAAUUCCUCUUUUAGUGUAGUUAAUUUUGUAUUUCAAGGACAUUUUUAAAGCAUGAUGCAGGAAAAACGUUUGUACGUGUAGCAGAGUUCAUUUCCCGAAACAGUCAGGCAAAUUUUAUUGAAGUUGUUCUAAAAUUUAAUUUUCCAAGGCAUGAAAUGCAGCAGAGGGUUUAUUUUCCAUCUCUGUAUAUACUUGUGUCUGAAAUACUUAAGUGUUGCUCAGAAAGGGAGCAGACUAUUUUUGUAUGUUUAUCACAGAGACAUUAAAAUUUGUUUUCUGCUGAAAAA
Messenger RNA from Amblyraja radiata (thorny skate), 4050 nucleotides. RefSeq names its product PRP40 pre-mRNA processing factor 40 homolog A (gene prpf40a). The record is from RefSeq and is a predicted model, not a curated record. The coding region runs from base 85 to 2883 and encodes 932 amino acids. Gene Ontology annotation, molecular function: protein binding; RNA binding. Gene Ontology annotation, biological process: mRNA cis splicing, via spliceosome. The transcript is spliced from 29 exons. Gene Ontology annotation, cellular component: U2-type prespliceosome; U1 snRNP. NCBI's taxonomy places the organism in Eukaryota, Metazoa, Chordata, Chondrichthyes, Rajiformes, Rajidae.